Molecule: messenger RNA, 1138 nt
Organism: Pteropus alecto (black flying fox)
Lineage: Eukaryota; Metazoa; Chordata; Mammalia; Chiroptera; Pteropodidae
Gene: COPE
Product: coatomer protein complex subunit epsilon
Exons: 11
Coding region: 55-981 (308 amino acids)
Biological process (GO): retrograde vesicle-mediated transport, Golgi to endoplasmic reticulum; intra-Golgi vesicle-mediated transport; endoplasmic reticulum to Golgi vesicle-mediated transport
Cellular component (GO): COPI vesicle coat
Molecular function (GO): structural molecule activity; protein binding
Source: RefSeq, a predicted model, not a curated record
UUGCUUCCGGCCGACGUGUUCCUCAAGAAGAGGAGUGGGUGAGAUCAUAGCGACAUGGCGCCCCCGGCACCUGGUACAGCCUCUGGCGGCUCCGGGGAUGUGGAUGAGCUGUUCGACGUGAAGAACGCCUUCUACAUCGGCAGCUAUCAGCAGUGCAUUAACGAGGCGCAGCGGGUGAAGCCAUCAAGCCCAGAGAGAGACGUGGAAAGAGACGUUUUUCUGUACAGAGCGUACCUCGCACAGAGGAAGUAUGGCGUGGUCCUGGAUGAGAUCAAGCCCUCCUCGGCCCCUGAGCUCCAGGCUGUGCGCAUGUUUGCGGAGUACCUGGCCAGCGAUAGCCAGAGGGACAUGAUUGUCGCUGAGCUGGACCGAGAAAUGAGCAGGAGUGUGGAUGUGACCAACACCACCUUCUUGUUGAUGGCUGCCUCCAUCUAUUUCCACGACCAGAACCCAGACGCCGCCCUGCGCACCCUACACCAGGGGGACAGUCUGGAAUGCAUGGCCACGACAGUGCAGAUCCUGCUGAAGCUGGAUCGCCUGGACCUUGCCCGGAAGGAGCUGAAGAAAAUGCAGGACCAAGACGAGGAUGCCACCCUCACCCAACUGGCCACUGCCUGGGUCAACCUGGCUGUGGGUGGCGAGAAGCUGCAAGACGCCUACUACAUCUUCCAGGAAAUGGCCGACAAGUGCUCAUCUACUCUGCUACUGCUCAAUGGACAGGCGGCCUGCCACAUGGCCCAGGGCCGCUGGGAGGCCGCCGAGGGCGUGUUGCAGGAGGCACUAGACAAGGACAGCAGCCACCCAGAGACGCUCAUCAACCUCAUCGUCCUGUCCCAGCACCUGGGCAAGCCCCCUGAGGUGACAAACCGCUAUCUGUCCCAGCUGAAGGAUGCUCACAGGUCCCACCCCUUCAUCAAAGAGUACCAGGCCAAGGAAAACGAUUUUGACCGGCUGGUGCUGCAGUAUGCCCCGAGUGCCUGAGGCCGGCCCCAGAUGCAGUUUCCAUGGUGCGAAGGUGUGGCCCAGCCAUGCUGCCGUCCCCACCGGGCACCGGCCCUCAUCCUCUCUCCCUCGCUCUGGCCAGAGGCAGAGGCUGGAAGCCCAGUCCCCUUCUUUCAAUAAAUGUCUCCACUCUGGG